Messenger RNA from Gymnogyps californianus (California condor), 3243 nucleotides. RefSeq names its product protein phosphatase, Mg2+/Mn2+ dependent 1A (gene PPM1A). Lineage: Eukaryota; Metazoa; Chordata; Aves; Accipitriformes; Cathartidae. Gene Ontology annotation, molecular function: magnesium ion binding; protein serine/threonine phosphatase activity; manganese ion binding. The record is from RefSeq and is a predicted model, not a curated record. The transcript has 6 exons. Bases 124 to 1272 code for a protein of 382 amino acids. Gene Ontology annotation, biological process: positive regulation of canonical NF-kappaB signal transduction; positive regulation of canonical Wnt signaling pathway; protein dephosphorylation. Gene Ontology annotation, cellular component: cytosol; nucleus.
CCCACCGCGGACGUCCCCGCCUGCCCCCGGCCUCCCUGCCCCCACGCACCUUCGGGAGCGCGGCCCUGCCCGCCACAGCCGGCGCCGUCCGCCGCGGCCGGGGGGAACUGAAGAAAAGUCAUCAUGGGAGCAUUUUUAGACAAGCCAAAGAUGGAGAAGCAUAAUGCCCAGGGGCAAGGGAAUGGGCUUCGUUAUGGUCUGAGUAGUAUGCAAGGCUGGCGAGUUGAAAUGGAGGAUGCACAUACGGCUGUGAUUGGUUUGCCAAAUGGACUUGAUGGAUGGUCGUUUUUUGCUGUAUAUGAUGGGCACGCUGGAUCACAGGUUGCCAAGUACUGCUGUGAGCAUUUAUUAGAUCACAUCACGAGCAACCAGGAUUUUAAAGGGCCAGAUGGGCCACCAUCUGUGGAAAGUGUAAAGAGCGGCAUCAGAACAGGUUUUCUGCAAAUUGAUGAACACAUGAGAGUCAUCUCCGAGAAGAAACAUGGCGCAGACAGAAGUGGGUCAACAGCUGUGGGUGUCAUGAUUUCUCCCCAACAUACGUACUUCAUCAACUGUGGAGACUCGAGAGGUUUACUUUGUAGAAACAGGAAGGUUCACUUCUUCACACAGGAUCACAAACCAAGUAAUCCACUGGAGAAAGAGCGUAUACAGAAUGCAGGUGGCUCUGUAAUGAUUCAGCGUGUGAAUGGCUCUCUUGCUGUUUCAAGGGCACUUGGGGACUUUGAUUACAAAUGUGUCCAUGGGAAAGGUCCUACAGAACAGCUAGUCUCACCUGAGCCUGAAGUUUAUGAAAUCGAGAGAUCAGAAGAAGAUGAUCAAUUCAUCAUACUGGCUUGUGACGGUAUCUGGGAUGUUAUGGGAAAUGAAGAGCUGUGUGACUUUGUAAGAUCCAGACUUGAAGUCACUGAUGACCUUGAGAAAGUUUGCAAUGAGAUAGUUGACACCUGCUUGUACAAGGGAAGUCGAGACAACAUGAGUGUGAUAUUGAUCUGUUUUCCGAAUGCACCAAAGGUAUUGCCAGAGGCGGUGAAAAGAGAGGCAGAGUUGGACAAGUACCUGGAAAGCAGAGUAGAAGAGAUCAUAAAGAAGCAGGGUGAAGGAGUCCCAGACUUAGUCCACGUGAUGCGUACGUUAGCAACUGAGAGCAUCCCAAACCUCCCGCCAGGGGGUGAAUUGGCAAGCAAACGGAGUGUGAUUGAAGCCGUUUAUAACAGACUGAACCCCUACAGGAAUGAUGAUACUGAUUCUGCCUCAACUGAUGAUAUGUGGUAAAGCUGCUCAUCUAGCUGUGGAGUUCACGUUUCAUCCUUCAAAUGAAAGUGCAGCCCAACCUCAGUGACCCUUCUUAACAUCCAUCCUCAACCUUAAUUAACGAAGGGAAUAUGAUGUGUUGGUGAGAGUGACUACAGCAGUACGACAUCUAGCCCAGGAACUGAUCUUUUUUGUAAAACAGACUUCUGUAAACGUGAUUUCAAACCAUAAUUCAUGUUGUAAAUCAGACUCCAGCAAUUUAUGUUGUAUGAUUUUGUUUUUGUAAAGUGCAAUUGUCUUUGUACAAAAUGCUCAUAUUUAAUUAUGAACUGCUUUAAAUCACUAUAAAGGUUAGAAGAAAUGUUUGGCUUGUGUGAUGCAACAAUAUAUAUCCCUUGAAAUUCAUGUUGUGGUUUUGGAUUGCAAGGAGCAGCAGCCUAGCCAGCUAGGUGCUCAAGAGGUGCACAAAACUGUAAAGAUAACUUUUUGUAUUAUAUGAAAGCUGAACUUGUGGGCAACUUACCAGAGAUCACAGUGUGUGAAUUUGCUUGGCAAUGGAAAAAUAACUAAGUAGUGCACAUUCUUCAACAAACGUAUAUCGUUUUCUUGGAUGCACUCCUGCUCUCACAUUGAGUUAAAGGGAGUUCUGAUUUUGACUUCAGUGGGAGUUAAAUCAUGCCCUAUUAAUAGUAUCGUGUUCAUACGCGUACAAACCUUGGGAUUAGAAUGCCUUGAUUCUUUGCACCUCUUUUUUCAUUAACCCUUACCUGAAACUACUAAUCACUGAGCACGAACAGGCAGCUUUCUACAUACAGUAGGAGUCUGCAGCAUUUUUACAAUCCUGAUUGGCUGGGUCUGCUGCUGUUCCAAGUAAAAUACUUUGAAUUCCAUUUUAUCAAUAAAGCUUGAUUUAACAAACAAGAAAUUUAUCCAUAAAUGUGUAAUUCCUUUUUUCCUGCCUUUUAAAAUGUCAGUGCCAUUGUAAAUGAUAUUUUACAUGUGGAAGAAUAUUUUUAUUAAUUGGUAGCCCAUUUUUAAAAUGGGAAGGAUUUUGAUUAUUGCCCAAGACAUAGCCAUAUGCUAGAGGAUGAUGUGGGAUUAAUCCAUUACCCUAUUUUUUACGAGUGUGGGGUUUUUCAGGCUUUUUGGUGGUGUUUUUUUUUUUCUCCCCACUGAAGAUGUGCAUUGGUUUGAAUUUGCCUACUGUUUGAUAAAAAUACAUUUGUCAAAGCCUGACAAUCUUUAACAUUUUAUGGUGUGUGUUUUUAAUUGACCCACUUACUUAGAAUGAGAGACUAGUGGUUAAACAGUACUUGUGAUUUGAGAUAUAGCAUGUUGACAAUAUUUAACUGUUCGUUGUUUAAAAUUCUCAUUUAAAAUUUUAUAAGAUAAUAAACUAAUUUGAUUUAAGCUUAGCUUUCUCCCACUGAGCAUACAAAAAUUAAGUUUUCAAGUCAGUCGUGUUUGCAAAACUGCUGUUUUGUGCACCUUGUAUUGUCUUUUUGGUUGAGAAUAUUGUAUUUAAUAUGUAGUUUACUCAUUUAGUAGGCAGAUUCCCCAAAAGGAAAAUCAGUAAAACAAGUAGAUUGUAACAUUUACUGCAGUUAAACAGAAUCAAAACUUGAUGUAUAAUUACUUUUUGAUAGGAAAGUGUAGUACAAUGCAUUUUGCUAUAUUUGUCUUUCCCUAACUUUGAAAUAUACAUAUUUGUAUAUAUAGCCUUAAAACUAAUGCAGAGUUAGGGAACACUGAACAGUGAAAAAGUAACUUAUAGUGUCUUGGAACUAAGUAUAGUAUAUACCAGCAAACUUUUCUUUUAUCCCUCUUGUCUAUGUGGGGUGCUUAAACGUAACUUCAUUGUAUUCAGUUUGUAAUCUGUUCAAGCAUGAAUGAAGAAAACAUAAGCACUAUUUGUAUUUAUAAAUUUAUAGCAAUUUUUGCUUAAAGAACCAGUUCCUUACCUACCUAUGAAUAAAUGCUUAAAAUGUCGAA